Messenger RNA from Labeo rohita (rohu), 3400 nucleotides. RefSeq names its product v-rel avian reticuloendotheliosis viral oncogene homolog B (gene relb). Gene Ontology annotation, cellular component: cytoplasm. Gene Ontology annotation, biological process: non-canonical NF-kappaB signal transduction; innate immune response; regulation of transcription by RNA polymerase II. NCBI's taxonomy places the organism in Eukaryota, Metazoa, Chordata, Actinopteri, Cypriniformes, Cyprinidae. The coding region runs from base 343 to 2118 and encodes 591 amino acids. Gene Ontology annotation, molecular function: DNA-binding transcription factor activity, RNA polymerase II-specific; RNA polymerase II cis-regulatory region sequence-specific DNA binding. The record is from RefSeq and is a predicted model, not a curated record. The transcript is spliced from 11 exons.
AGAUGUGACGUAGGGGGAUUUCCACCCACCAGUCCGGACCUCUCGUAGCUCACAGAGAGAAAAAGUGAAAGAAAAUACGGAGCGAAGGUGUUUGUCAUGUCACAGUCGUGUGGACGAGACACAGAUAAAGCGGUCUCUCAUUUUCUCUCGAGAUUUCUUUCCCAAAAAGGCUUCCGUUUACUUCAAGCUUCCAAAAAACAGGCGAAGCACCCGGAAAUGAGUCCUUAACGCGGGACUGAUGAUCUGAUCGCUGUUUCGGAGGAUUACGAUUCAACAAAAUAACGACCUACGGGAGAGUGUAGGAACAAACGAGACUAAUUUUUCUUCUACUUUGAGCCUGCAAUGAGAAACAUGAGUGUUCGGAACGGCACAGCGGGAGGUCAGCCAGACCUAGAUCUAGAUAUUAUAGACGAGUACCUUACGGAGAAAACAAUCAAAGAACGGGCACUCCCUGGUCCUCCUCCUCCACCUGUGGACCAAGACAUCCAGGCAGUUGAUCCGCCACCGAGAAGCAGGCGAAGCGCACCAGUGUUGGUCUCCAGAGGAGCAGCGCCACAUAAUCCAUACAGAUUUGACCAGACCCCAACGGCACACACUGAUGGUAUGGCACCGAUGCAUUCCAUGCGAAGCCACAAAGUGGCAUCUCAGCGACGUGGACAGUCAUCUGUAGUGCCCCAGGUUAUUCCGACUGGAACAGAACAUCUGGAGCGCUUUCUGGAGGAUCCAGAGAUGGUGGUGGUGGAGCAGCCGAAGGAGCGUGGCAUGCGAUUUCGCUACGAGUGCGAGGGACGGUCUGCGGGCAGCAUCCUUGGAGCUUCCAGCACUGAUGCCAGCAAGACCCUGCCUGCCAUUGAAAUCCAAGGCCCCAUUGAUAAUAUCAAGAAAGUGAUGGUCACAGUGUCUCUUGUGACAAAGGACAUCCCGUACCGCCCACACCCACACUGCUUGGUUGGGAAAGACUGUGCUGAUGGAAUCUGUGUCAUUCACAUCAAUCCCCACAACGCUCGCCGACACAGCUUUGCAAAUCUGGGCAUCCAGUGUGUGCGGAGGAAGGAACUUGAUGCCUCACUGCAGAAGAGGAGGAAUAAGAAUAUUGAUCCGUUUAACACGGGCCACUCUAAGAGCAUUGAGGACAUGGACAUGAACGUGGUGAGACUCUGUUUCCAAUGUGAGCUCGAACGAAAGGAUGGAGAGAGAACUCACCUCGCCCCUGUGGUUUCCAAUCCCAUCUAUGACAAGAAGGCGACCACAACGGCAGAGCUGAAAAUCAAUCGGCUUAAUGUUGUCAGAGGCCCCUGCACGGGAAAGACUGAAAUUUACAUGCUUUGUGACAAAGUGCAGAAAGAUGACAUUGAGAUAAUCUUCAGCAAGGAUGAGUGGGAAGCCAAGGCGGAGUUUGCGCAGACUGAUGUCCAUCGACAAAUCGCCAUCGUCUUCAAGUCCCCACCCUUCAGGGAGCAGAAUAUAACCGAGGAGGUGGACGUUAGCGUGUGUCUACGCCGCAUGUCUGAUCGGAUGGACAGCGAGCCAGUCAAGUUCACCUACAUUCCAGACAAUGCAGAUCCUUACGGAGUGAACCGAAAGAGGAAAAUGAAAUCGGAUGUGAAGUUCAGUGAGCCAUGCAGCGCUUCUCAAAAUCAAGACAUUGUGCCCGAAGUCAGCAUGCCACAGCAUUUUGACAACCCGUUCUACGCCUCUCCCGAGUGUAACGUUCCCAAUGCUUCCAUGGCAGUCCCUGUUAUAGAUGGAGGAAUCCACAUGCCAUCCCAGGUCAUGGAUGAAAUUCAUUAUAAUGAAGACUUUAAACAAGAGGACGGCUGUAUUAGCUUGGACCCAGAGACUUUAGACACCGUUCUCCAAGGCAUUUCCCAGUGCUUGGGUCAGCCAGGUUCAGACCAGUUCCUUAACCAGUUAUUUUUUCCUGGAGAUCUCAACUUCGGUUUAGACGGCACAGAUACAAAAUCGAACAUCAGUCAACCAAUGAUGAACAUGUCGUCUAUUAACGACGCACACUUCAGUCAGAUGGUGAACGAGAAUCAGGCCUAUCCGCCUGACCUGGAGAACAUCGACGGCCUCAUUUACUCUACCGUGAAGAGCGAGAACGACCUGGACCACUGAAUCCCACUGUGGACUCUUUUGUUUUGACUAUUGGACAUACAGUCGCUUCUGACUAUAAAAUCAUUUUUGACUAGGAAUGGACACAGACUAAGUCAAACUUGUUGUUGACUGCCAAACCUGUCCAGCGGGCACUAUUUGACUUCCUGUUUGGUAGUAUGAACAUACUUAUGAAGUAAAUCACCUGCCCAGCCGCUGUUCUUGUGAAUAAGGCUAAUGAUAGCCAACGAAAGGCGAGAGAAGCAUGUAGCCAUUGCGUUUCUAGUAAAAAGGGAGCUGCUCAACUGCUUGUAAUGUGCCAGUUGUGAAACGUGUCUGUCAUUUGCUAAUUUAUUGUGUGGGUUUCAUAGCAGAACCUAUUAGUAACAUAUAGAUGGUCCCAGACCCAAAUUCGUAUUUAAAUGUUAUAUGUAAUGUGAUAUUUGUUUUAAACAUUUCACAACAGUUCAUCCACAAAGGAAUUUCAGUUAACAGCAUUAAGGGGACAAAAUUAGACAUUAAAACAAUUCUGAAGUAGAAGUUGGAUUAAUUCAUGAAAUUUAUACUCUGUCACUAUGAUCAAGCCAGGUGUGACACGACAACAUGAUAAAAGCCAUUACACUGAAGCCUCUGCCCAUUGGUGGCCGUUUGUAACUCCUGAUUAAAAAUAUUGUGUUACUGUUAGCACUAUGUUAGGUUGUUAAGGGCUCUUCACACAGAACACAUUUUUCCACUUCACUGCUAUGCUUUUCCAUUGUUUUUCUAUGUAAGCAUGCACAAGACAGAUGUAUCACCAUUGCAUUUGUCUAUUACAGCAUGACACCGUGUUUUAAAAUUGCGGCACUUAAGUUUUAAAAGUUUGACUUUUUAAAAAUGUUUCUAGCAUUUUUAAUUACAUUGCCUGUUCUGUGUGGGUUGCUUUGUGGGUUGCCCCGCCCACAAAGAAAUCUCAUUGAUCUAAAAUGUCAAAUUUCUGAUUGGCUACUUUGCACUAGAUUUUAUUUUUCACCGAGAAUUACUCAGCCCUGGAAACUUGUUUUUGUCUGGUUAUGUCAUGAUGUGAAGUUACAUAGGAAACUGAAAUGAAUGUAGUCUGAGUCAGUGGCAAAAAGAUUUUCAAUGUUGAAGGAAGCUGGAUUUACCGUCAUAGCCAUUGUAAAGCAUUUUUCAUAUAACGCCUGUAAUACUGCUGUGAUUUUUAUUGUGCUGUGUAAAAAUCCUUUGGCUUCAAAUAUUGUCACAUUCUGCUUUUUGUGUGUGUUGUUGCUGUCAAUAUUAAAAUCAUGUGUUCUGGAAAAUGACUUCA